This is a messenger RNA of Daphnia magna, 900 nucleotides long. Its product is annotated as alpha-crystallin A chain. The record is from RefSeq and is a predicted model, not a curated record. The transcript is spliced from 6 exons. Gene Ontology annotation, molecular function: protein folding chaperone. Bases 160 to 732 code for a protein of 190 amino acids. NCBI's taxonomy places the organism in Eukaryota, Metazoa, Arthropoda, Branchiopoda, Diplostraca, Daphniidae. Gene Ontology annotation, biological process: protein refolding; response to heat.
CAUCGAUACAUGAACGUCGGCAUCUAACGUCAUGCCCUCGUCAUAGAAUCGAUGCAUAAAUAGACCUACAUAGCACGAAUAAUUUCUAAUCAGAAGUUCACUUUCGACGCGAGCUGAUCGUUGAGCAAUCAUCUGUGAAAUUGUCCGUUAAGUUAACGAAUGGCAGUUGUACCUUUCACCGGUUUGGAUUCCAUGCUGGAUCCGUUUGAGUCGUCUGAUCCGUUCGAUGUUUUCGACCCAUUCGAAUCGUUUGAACCGCUCCAAACGUACGAACCGUUGUACGAGCCUUACAGGUACACCAGGUAUCGUCAUCACGUGAGGCGGUCAAGGCGGCGAACGGUGAGGACAACGGUGCGUCGAAUGGAUCGUGAACUUGGAAAACUGGUAUCGGCUAUCAAGGAAGACGAUAAAUCAUUUCAGGUCAUGGUGGACGUCACGGACUUUGAGCCCGAUGAAAUCAUGGUGAAAACUACCGAUAAAGACAUCAUUGUUCACGCCAAACAUGAUGAGCGCAAAGAUCCAAAUGGCAGUAUUUCGCGGGAGUUCCGCCGUCGGAUUACGAUUCCUCCAGGUGUCAAGCAAGAGUCCAUAACGUCCACAAUGUCGCCUGAAGGCCUCUUGACUAUUAUGGCUCCAAAAACGACUUCAGAAGGUUCCAGUGAGCGAGUUAUCCCAAUAACAAUGGCACCUGCAGUUGGAGCCAUCAAUCCACCACCAGCUAAAGGAAAUUAGAUGGCAGUAAAGCUACCAAUUCGGAAAAAUGAAGAAUAAAAAUUUAUUCACAAUUUAAAUGACUUUUUUUUCUCGCGUUGUUGCUAAUCGUACCUUGUGUUCGAUGUCGCCCGUACUAUGUCCUACGUUAACCUAGAGCUUGCAAUACAAAUAGUCUUGCAUUCACAA